UUUCCACUCAAACUGAUAUUAACGCGCACACGCUCAUUGAAUCAGCGAUCUUAGGGGGAGAAAAAAAGUAGAUUACAUUGUAUGACUCGUCGUUAAACAUAGGCUACCAAACAAGGAGCAACAGGCUGCUUAGCAAAAGUAAGAGGACAGGUGGACAGCAUGGCACAAAAAGAGAAGCUUCAAUGUCUGAAGGACUUUCACAAGGACACUCUGAAACCUUCACCAGGGAAGAGCCCAGGUACGAGACCUGAGGAUGAGGCAGAAGGCAAAGCUCCUCAGAGGGAGAAGUGGGCCAGUAAGCUCGACUUUGUCCUGUCCGUGGCCGGAGGCUUUGUCGGAUUAGGAAACGUCUGGCGCUUCCCUUACCUUUGUUAUAAAAAUGGUGGCGGUGCAUUUCUUAUCCCUUACUUCAUCUUCCUUUUCGGGGGUGGUCUGCCGGUGUUCUUCCUGGAAGUCGCGCUGGGCCAGUACACCUCUGAGGGAGGGAUCACCUGCUGGGCUAAGCUCUGCCCCAUCUUUACUGGUAUUGGCUAUGCCUCUAUCGUGAUCGUGUCUCUACUAAACAUCUACUACAUUGUGAUCUUGGCCUGGGGACUCUACUACCUGUUUCAGUGCUUUCAGCCCGAGCUCCCCUGGGCAAAGUGCAAGCAGCCUUGGAACACAGAGCACUGUGUAGAGGACACAGUGCGCAAGAACAAGACCCUUUGGCUGGCAGCCAACGCUACCAACUUUACCUCCCCCGUCACCGAGUUCUGGGAACGCAACGUCCUAAGCAUCUCCACUGGAAUUGAAGACAUAGGGCCCCUGAAGUGGGACCUAGCACUGUGUCUCCUGGCAGUGUGGGUCAUCUGCUUUUUCUGCAUCUGGAAGGGAGUCAAGUCCACAGGGAAAGUGGUGUAUAUAACAGCAACUUUCCCAUUUGUCAUGCUGAUUGUACUGCUGGUGCGUGGCGUGACUCUUCCUGGAGCCAGAGAAGGGAUCAAAUUUUACCUUUACCCUAACGUAACCCGCCUACAAGAUCCAGAGGUGUGGAUUGAUGCAGGAACCCAGAUUUUCUUCUCCUAUGCCAUUUGCCUGGGCGCCAUGACGUCACUGGGGAGCUACAACAAGUACAAAUACAACUGCUACAGGGACUGUUUGCUGCUGGGAGGCCUCAACAGCGGUACCAGUUUUGUGUCUGGCUUCGCAAUAUUUUCCGUCCUGGGCUUCAUGGCACAAGAACAAGGGGUGGACAUUGCCGAUGUGGCAGAGUCAGGUCCUGGCUUGGCCUUCAUUGCCUACCCUAAAGCUGUGUCCAUGAUGCCACUGCCAACCCUGUGGGCCAUUCUCUUCUUCAUCAUGCUGCUGCUUCUGGGCCUUGACAGCCAGUUUGUUGAAGUGGAAGGUCAGAUCACCUCUAUUGUGGAUCUGUAUCCAGCCGUCCUCAGGAAAGGUUAUCGGCGAGAGAUCUUCAUAGCUGUGAUGUGUUUCAUGAGCUAUCUCCUGGGACUCGCCAUGGUGACAAAAGGUGGCAUGUAUGUGUUCCAGCUCUUUGACUACUAUGCAGCCAGUGGUGUGUGCCUUUUGUGGGUUGCGUUCUUUGAAUGCAUUGCUGUAGCCUGGGUUUAUGGAGUCGAUAACUUCUAUGAUGCAGUUGAGGAUAUGAUUGGCUACAGACCAAACCCAUGGAUGAAAUGGAGCUGGUCCAUAAUCACUCCUGUCCUCUGCAUGGGCUGUUUUGUCUUCUCACUGGUGAAGUACAAGCCAUUGACCUAUAACAAGGUGUAUGAGUACCCUGACUGGGCCAUUGGUCUGGGCUGGAUUUUGGCCCUGUCCUCCAUGAUCUGCAUCCCAAUGGUGAUGGUCAUCAAGAUCUUGCAGUCUGAGGGACCUCUGAUUGAGAGGAUCAAAGCAGUGGCAGCCCCAGCGAAGUCAGGCGUGAGCUCCCGCCCGAAAGAAUACAACUUGAAGGGCAGCGAGCUGACACAGCCCCUGGACCCAAAUGGGAACAAUGGCUUAAUCAAGCCCACCCACACCAUUGUAGAAACAAUGAUGUGAGCGCUCUCUGUGAGAGGAAUACGAUUGAUGUGCUUUCUGUGGUAUCAUAUUUGCUAACUUUAGUAGGUUUACAUUGUCCGGUAUAUUCACGUUAGAGAUAGUCUGGUUUGAUUUCUAUGAAGAGGGUUUUAUUAUUGUAUUUUAUUUUUCUUGUGAUUUUUUUUUCUUCAUUUUUUUACUAUAUUGAUAUUGUUGUUGUUACAGUUGUUGUUGCUGUAGUUGGCACUGAUCUCAGUUUGGGCAGUAUUUCGAGAUAAAACAUUUUAAAUGUUUACUACCUUUCUGUUGAUUCCGGAAAGAUGAGGAAUUUGCUUUUUUUUUUGCCAGCGCUAUAGAAGAAAAGAGGAAAUUCUCACUUUUCACGUUGUUAAAUAAACUAAAUGAGUAAUUAACUGCAAAAAAAGGUGGAAGGUGUCACGUGAUUGUGACGGUCUUGUUGUACUGACUUCUAAUUUUUAUGUCAUUUUAUGCCACAAUGAAAUGAAUGUACCUCCGCUUGCGGCGGAAGCCAGUCACCGACAUCUCUCAGAAAACAUAUCCAUGACAUUUUGAGCAGCAAUAUGCAGUGUAUAGAGUAAAUCUUGCUUGACAACUUUUAAGUUACAAGUUGGUCUUGGCCAAAUACUGUGAGAAAUGCCUUUUUAAGACGAUCCAUCCUGAAAGCAGUUGAGAUAAAAUAAGAGAAAACGACAGGUAGGAAAUAAAAAAAAGGGGGGGAAACAAGGGAAGUGGCAUUUUUAGAGUAUUUGUACACUGCCUGUGUGACUACUAUAGUCAGUACCAGUGCAUUUAUUGAAACCUCUCUUUGCACUUUAUAUGUUGUUUCACCUUUAUUGUAGUGUGUUUUUAUUGUUGCAGAGUAUCGCAGCUACAUUUGCAACACAUUUCAGGAGAAACUAUUUUUAGCUUCUAACUUUUUGAAAUUGUAAACUUUGAUAUGAGGUAUCUAGUUGUCUCUUGAGACGAUGACAGAAUAGAAAGUAGAAACUUACCAUCAGAUAUUCAGAUUUCUCAUUGUUAGUGGGAUCUGUGAGAACAUCACUCAGAAGCGUUAGUUGUUACUAAACCGCCUGACAGCUCUCUCCGUUGUGCUUUCAGCAGCAGGUGCGCUCUGCAGAACGACCACUGGAGUCUGGCUUUUAAUUCAGUUGUAUUUGAGAGAUUAUGUGUAGAAUUUUAAUUGUUUGUAAAUCACAUAUGCCUUUUUGUAUCAAUUUUAUACUGCACAUCAUCUGAACACCAUCACUGAUUCAUUAUUUUAAUCAAAGCUCACCAAUGUGUUUCGCUACAUGUCAGUUAUCGUGAGCCCGGAUUUGCACAUUCAGGGUGCAAUAUUCAGUGAAGCGGUGGCGUAGUCUAAUCAUACGUAAUGCAUAACAAAGAAACAACUUGCAAUAGUUCAGUGCAACUUCUUGAGGAUUGUUUUCCUGAAGCAUGUGUAGGAGCCACCACCGUACCCUGCUGCUUUCUCCUUUUAAAAAAUUGCAAUGUGGAAUUUUAAAUGUACCAAAGUAUUUUUGUCUCACAGUUUUUCCCUUUGAGAUGCACAUUGCAUCAUUUCUAUAUAGAUUAAAUAAACAUAUUUUUCUUUGGA
This is a messenger RNA of Oreochromis niloticus (Nile tilapia), 3631 nucleotides long. Its product is annotated as sodium- and chloride-dependent taurine transporter. Gene Ontology annotation, cellular component: cell projection; plasma membrane. The transcript is spliced from 14 exons. The record is from RefSeq and is a predicted model, not a curated record. Gene Ontology annotation, molecular function: gamma-aminobutyric acid:sodium:chloride symporter activity; taurine:sodium symporter activity. Lineage: Eukaryota; Metazoa; Chordata; Actinopteri; Cichliformes; Cichlidae. Bases 160 to 2037 code for a protein of 625 amino acids. Gene Ontology annotation, biological process: sodium ion transmembrane transport; amino acid transport; neurotransmitter transport.